UACUGUACUUCAUAACAUUUAUACUAUAUGACCAGUACUUCCAGUGCUAUAUAAAUCAUUCUUUUCUCCUUAUUAUUUGUAAAUACUGGGUUUGUAAAACCCCCCAACCUUAAUAAAGAGAAUAGAAAGAAUACAAAUAGGAGAAAGAACAGUUAAAAUGGUUAGAUGCGACAGUGUUCUUAGGUCAUUAGGCUCAGUUCUUGCUAAAGUAGAGACUUGUAAAAUCAAAAGGCACAAAGAGUCAGUCAACAUAAUUACUGGAUCCAGUCGGUAAUUCUCAAUAAGAAAACACACCUCUCCUGGGAAGGGCAUAUCACAGUCUCUCAGCACUAUCUCACAUGGGUGUGGUUUGAAAAAAGCACCUUCAAAAAAUUGUAAAUACAGCUCUGUUGUAUAAAAUGAAAGUGAUUUUAUAAUAUAACUCACAGGAUGUAAAACUCAAUAGACUCUUCUUGGCUGGUAAGGAAAUCCCAGAGAUACAGUGAUUUCUAUUGUGUUUGGUGACUGGGCAAUAAUAGGUCCCUUAAAAGGAACCCAGCUGACUUAGGGAUUUAAUGAAAAUAUGUAAAGGGUAAGUUUAUCAAGCGUGGCGUAUAUAUUUAAAAAAAAAAAAAAAAGAAGAUAGAAACGGAGGAUAAAAAAAACUAAAGAAUGAGAAAUUGCUCUAAAAGUCUAAGCAGUUUCUGACUACCACUUUGACACUACAGUUGUAUCCGCUUUUGACCAACUAUAGUUAUAGUACACAGCUUUCAAUCGAAAGACAUACAGGGUCUGGCAGGGCAUAUUUUAGCUCCUGUAUUAAAAGUAAUUCAGCCUCAGUUGUAAUUUAUUUAGGUUAUUUUGCUAAGACAGUACAAAUAUUUCUUAGUUAUAUAGGAAAGGAAUAGAUGAUGUUUUGAGUGAUAUUCAGUGUGUCCCACUUAACCCCAUCCUUUGGUAUCUGAAAUAGCUGCGUUGUUUUUGUUUGUGUUUUACAGUUUUUGAGACAGUGUCCUUGAGUUCAGAUUCUCUCUUCCAGAGGGCAGUUUCACUCCUCCAUACAUCUUACUUGGACUCUUCAUCUGAGCAUGGUUUUCAGUACAGUCAAGUGACUUUGGUGAAAAAUGACAUUUUCUUAAAUGAGUACAAAACUUUUUACCGACAAAAAAAAGCAAGUAACUAUACUCAGGAAGAACUUCAAGAUACUUACGGGUUUCUUCUGUUUGAUACAGAAAAGCAGGCAAAAUUGGUAUGUCAGCGUGGACUCCGUGUUGGCAGCAGUGCUGUUACCACUCUGGGUGAUCCAGCCAAAGGGAAAAGUCAAGUCUGUGUCUGAGAAUUAUACAACUAACUAUACUAAGCCAUCUUCUGGCUAUGAUUGCCACGUGUCUGAAAAUACUAACAAGGUUUCUAACAAGACGAGUCAUUUUCGUGCCUUUGAACUGAGUCAGUAUUACUUUUACGAACUUUCAGGCAACACUGUUAUUGAGCGACCCAGACAGAUCUGUCCUUAUGUAAUUGUAGCUUUUCAAUACAGGGAACCUAAAACUAUGGCACCACCAGUUCAUAAAAGCAUACUUGAACGCAGCGAAAAUGUUCUCAUGUCUCCGUGGAAAGGGCAAUUAAUUGUUCAAGACCGUAUGCUAUGUGAUAUAACUCUUUGGUCCACUUAUGGUGCAAUGAUUCCAACACAGCUACCACAAGAACUAGAUUUUAAAUAUGUAAUGAAAGUGUCUUCCUUGAAAAAAAGACUACCAGAGGCUGCCUUUAGAAAACAGAAUUACUUGGAGCGGAAAGUCUGUUUUCAAGAUUUGUCCUUCAAUUUGUAUGAGGUAGAACUGUCAAACAGACAAGGGGAAAAUAUAGAUAAAUUAACAGAAUAUAUUAAAAACAAGCAGUUGGCAAUCAUCAAAUGCUUAGAAGAUCGAGGGUUUUUCAUUUUACUUACAUCAUCAGCCUUACUAUCAGAACCAGAUUUUAAAAAUGGAGGCAAGCAGAUGGGUCUCCAUGGGUUACAUUUAUUUCAUUCACCUCUGUCAACAGGGGUAAAAGAUUUGAAAAUUGAAGAUGACAUCUCAAUGAAGCUGAUACCUAUUUUGCCUGCCCUUAAUUGUGCCCUGCUAGAAACAAAGAAAUCACUUCCUGAAGAAAGAAUCCAUCCAAACACAUUAGUAAAGCAUUUCCAAGAACUGUACAAGACGGACAGAAGCCCUUCAUUGACUGUUGCUCCUCAGGAUAGAAUGAAAGACCCUACAUUCUUAGGGAAACUGCCCAGUGGUUUUGACUUGAUUCCUCCAGCUGAAAAGUGCCCUUCAAAGUCUUUAACUCAGUUGAACUCUUAUUUUUCAGACCCCAGUGCUUACAUUUUGGAAGUGUCUACUGCUUUGGACUUGUUAGCAGAGCAUCCUCAGUCUCCUUGUGUUUCAGACGGAAUUUGUGAUGCUGGAUUUUCUUUAGUUAUGACUCCAGAUCCUGAAUUUCUUGGCUCAGAGGCAGAAGUAAGAAAAGAAACUGAAACAAAAAAGGAUUCUGAAGAAAUGUUGAAAGCAAAGAAGAGAGUUGUGGUUCCGUUGAGUCCAGCGUCAAAUCUGAGAGUGCAGCCUAAGAGGAAGGCCAGCAUGCCACAUGUGGUGCAGAGUAAAAAGGUGAACUUGUGCCACCCCUUUCCCAAAAGAACUGCUCCCAGAGCAGACAACAGCUCGAAAUCUCCAACAACUCUUAAGUUAGUUAAAGGGCAGUUUCCUCAGAAAAGAAAAAGAGGUGCGGAAGUGCUGACUGCACAGUUUGUACAGAAAACCAAAUUGGAUAGGAAAAACCAAGACGCUCCUAUUUCUAAAGAUGUUCCAGUGCCAACAAAUGCUAAAAGGGCAAGGAAACAAGAGAAAUCUCCAGUCAAAACUGUUCCAAGGGCUAAGCCACCUGUGAAGAAAUCUCCACAAAAACAGAGAGUAAAUAUAGUAAAAGGCAAUGAGAACCCCAGAAUCAGAAAGCAGCUACAACCUGUCAAAGGAGAAACCGCUUCCAAGCUUCAAUCAGAAAUUUCAAGAGAUGGUCAAGAAGAUGGGAUUAGCAUAAAUAGCGUUCAACCAGAAAAUACCACAGUGGCUCACAAUGAUCUUCCUGAAAACUCCAUUGUCAACUAUGACUCCCAGGCCCUGAAUAUGUUAGCCGAUCUAGCAUUAAGUUCUGCUACUUCUUCCACACCGGUAUCUGAGCCUAGAAAUCUUCACUGUUCCUCUGAAUUGCCACAAAAUGAUGUUUUGCUCUCUAAAGAAAAUUCUUUGCGAGGUACAUCUGACCAUGAAUAUCACAGAGGAGUUAAAAGUCAAAAAGGUGAAUUACUCCCUAACCCAUCUUCUGAUAGGAAGAGUAAUUCUGAGUCAGACUUAAUUGUUAGCCAAGAUGAAGAAAGCUUGGUUCCUUGUAGUCAGGCCCCUGCUAAAGCCCAGUCAGCACUUACUGAGGAAAUGCUGGAAUCUUCAGCUGCAAGUCAAAGUUCUUCUGUUUCUGUGGAACAUUCUUAUGCCCUGCUCCUUAGAGAACAUUCAAAGAAAAAUCUACAGGAGAGAGAGAUACCAAGCCCUGUGUUUCCCAAGAAUGGGACAAAAAGCCCUGAAGCAGUAACCCCAGUGGGGAAAGUCAUGCCAUUUCGGCAUCAGCCCGGUCUUUUGCUUCAGCAAAAGCCUCCUGACGAGCCCGUGGUGAAGCCCAAGGAUCGACCAGCGUCUUCCCGUGUGAAAAAAUGUUCUUGCUCUCGUAUAGUGUUUAGCUGUGAUGACUCCGUUAAGAUCACUUUCAAAUGUGAAACAGAAUAUGCAUUCAGCUUAGAUAGCAAAUAUACCAACAACCCACUGGAGAAAACUGUAGUAAGAGCAUUACAUGGGCCCUGGAAUACUGAUUUGCCUGAUAAUGUGGAAGAAGUGAAGCUUUUACUUCAUAUGUGGGUAGCUCUGUUUUACAGCAAUCAGAACAAAGUCAUACGAUCUUCCCGAAAGGUUGUAGAACACAGCAACCCAGCAAAAUAUGUGUCUAUAAAUAGCACGUUAGAAUCUUGUGAGCUCAGUGAAAUUGAGGAGUCCCUUGGUUUGGAAAGAUGUUCUGCAGACCCUCUCUUGGAGACUAACGAAAUUUCCAGGGCUCAUGCUGCUGAAGUGUCCUUCCGUGAUGCUAACUGCUUGCUUCCUUUCAUUAAAACACCACUUACCCAAGGCUUGGAACUCUGUGUACACAAUGAACAGAAAAAAACUUUUGCAAGAAAGUUUCAUCCAGACACCCUAGAAAACCAGGAUUUCGUCUGUUCUUACAAUGAUGAGGUAAUUGGGGAAGAAGCUAAACAAGAAUCAUUAGAUAAACUGGAGACUUCUAAUCUUGUGCUUUCUGGUAUUGGAAGUACACGAACUAAUGGACCCUCUGUUCCUAAUGAGGAAGAAAUUGUUCAGCCACUGGAUAGCACAAGAGUGGCUUCUUACAGUGGCACAGUUACUCAAACCACAUUCACCAGGACUUAUGAUGGGACUGGUAGUCAGCCAGUAAUAUGUCAGAGCUCUGUGUGUAGCACCCUUGAAAACAAAGUGGAUGUUCCUGAUGCAGCAAUGCAAACAAAAACAGGUACUUUACAGGACCUUAUCCAACAUGGCAGCCCCAUAAACAAUGAAUGUCACCCUUCCUUGGAAAGAAAGGAUGAUAAUAUGGAGUGUGCAGUGAUUAAUCCAGAACCAGUUACUCUCAUCUUUGAAAAAAAUGCACAUAUACCAUUACAGACAGAAGGUGUAAAUACAGCUGAUGAACCUACAACCUUUAAUAAGGAGUUGAUUAAGCAAGUAUCACCUGCUGCAAGCUUUAGACAUCCUGUAUCCACCUCGGAAAAGGCACAAACACAAGGCCUGAGGGACAUUCCCUCUCUAGUAGUUGCAGGACAGAAGGGCUCUAAGUACCUUUGUGCCUCCUCAUUAGGUAGAGAGACACUUGAUGAAGAAGUGUGUUCAUUACAGAAAGAGAUGCCUCUUCCAGUCUCAUUACCGUCUGAUAAAGCAAUGGUAAUGGAGGCAUUAUCAUUAGUUAAAAGUUCUAGUUAUGUAUUACCGAGUGAAGAAGUGAGGUGCACUCAGAAUUUCCUUUCACAGACUCAGAGUCUCCUCAGCCUGUCUUCAGAAGGGCUUGUAGAACCGACACAGGUUGAAGUGGACUCAUCAUCAGCCUCUACCGCCUUGGGAAAGCAGUGUUCGCUUAACUGCAUUUCAUCAGGAUGCCACACAUCAGGUGACUUUUUAGAACUGAGGAAGAAUGACAAGAAUGGUCCAAACACUGAAAACAUGAAUUUUGAAGAGUUUGAUUCAGUAUUUAUCAAACAAAGAAGGCUGUCUGUGAGUAGAGAGGUCAGCCUAGAGUUAUCAGAGGAAGAUUCUAACAUUGACUUAGCUCUAACAAUAUCACCACCUACAAGUCCCAGAGAAGAAAUGCCAGCUGGUGAAAUAGAGCAAUUUGAAGAGACCCCAUUUUCAAAUUUAGAACUUCAGGAUGUAGCUGAGGAAAUAGGUGAACCAGAAGAGGUGGCUCUCACAGAAAGCAGAGAAGUGAAUUCUGCUGACAAUUUGUCAGUAUAUCCCACAGUGUCAGAAGAACCAGUAGAAAAUAAGGAGAGAAAGGGGGAUAAUUUACAACCAGUUACUGUAAUACUUUCUAAAGAAAAUUGCACCCUUGAGAUUGCAGAGGAAAUUAAUGUGACCUCUGAUUUUCCCUUCGAUUCUGUAAUUGAGGAAGUAUCACCACCUUCUAGCCCUGAACCUCCAGUACCAGUUAAAGAGACACGGCCAUACCAGGCUGUGACUCCAUGCAUUUUAAACCUUCAUGGCACACAGUGUGAGAAGAGCAACCGAAUCUCCCAGCGUGUGUCAGAAGACUUAGGCAUAACAGAGAAAGAAAAAUGUUUUGUUGGUCCUGCCCAUCCCGUGGGGCAAGAUAACUUUACCCAGGUACAACAAAUGCAGGUCUCUGCUGAAAUGCCUCUAAUAUUAACUGAUCAUCCAGGAAGAACAGGUAGACCAACCUUUCCUGGUAAAGUAACUGAGGACAUGGUCUCAAGUGAGCAUGAUGAGGGUUUAUCUUUCUCAGGAAAGGUGCAGUGCUAUGGUAGGGAGUUAAACCAGCCUGCCUCAGCUGCCGAAUACACAGGUGACUUCAGUCCUUCUGAAAAACUGGUAAAAUCAGGAAUUCCAUUGCAGCCAAUUAGAGUAGAAAACAGAAAUUUGGACUUAAAACAUCUUGUCUUGGAGUCCAGUGAACCUCCAUUUAGUCCUAGAAAUGUUACUGAAAAUAUGUCUUUGUCUGACACAUUGGUUUCCACAGCUGCACCAAGUGGUGUAGUAAAACAGCAGACUAGCCCUAAAAGCAGUCAGAACAAUCUCUUUACCAGUGACUUGAAAACAGAUGAAGGCAUUUAUCUGCAGGUGAAGUCCUUGACAACUGCCUCAGUUGAUGGAGCUUAUUCUACACAGGGAUGCUUGUGCUCAGUGGUCCCCACACUUUGUUCUUCCUCAGACAGUGCUACAUUAACCCAUUAUGUAAGACCAAUAAAUGCAGAGCCAGCAUUUCAAGCUCAGGAAAUACCAGCAGUCAGAAUGGCCAGUUUGCUUAAGAAGGAUGAAACUGAAGCUGAGUUACAUAAAGAAAUCACAGGUCUAGGCACUGCUGGCCCUCAGUCCAACACCAAAUCUUCUCUAAAAGGCGAACGCAAAGCCAUCCACACGCUGCAAGAUGUGUCAACAUGUGAAACAAAGGAGCUGUUGAAUGUUGGGGUUUCCUCCCUUUGUGCUAGUCCCUACCAAAAUACAGCAGACACCAGGGAAAAUCUCAGUAAAGAGCCUUUGGCCUCCUUUGUUUCAGAAUCCUUUGAUACUUCUGUUUGUGGAAUAUCCACAGAGCACAUAGAAAUUGAGAACAGUGGGGAGGGCCUCAGGGCUCAGGCUGGUUCUGAAACCCUAGGCAGAGAUGCAGAGGUCAGUGGGAAUUCGGACAUGCACUAUGAACUGCUUUCUGGAGAUUCUGAUCUAGACCUGAUUGGUGAUUGUAGAAAUCCCAAAUGCGAUUUGGAGGAUUCUUGUACUUUAAGAGGUAGUUACACCAGGAAAAAAGAAGAUGUUCUCACAGAUGGCUGUGUGUCAUCGUUGAACUUCCACAACCACCACCAAGGGGACUGGGGCUGCUCUAGCCAGGUUCCAGGCAUGGAGACGGGCCUCCCUCCCGGGCACUGGACCACUAGGGUAAAGAAAGAAGAGAAGUGUGUGCCACCUUAUGUCCAAAUCCAAGAUCUCCACGGGAUCCUCAGGACUUACGCCAACUUCUCUGUAACAAAAGAGCUCAGAGACACCAUGAGAACUUCACACAGCCUGAGGAGGCACCCGAGUUUCACUGCAAACUGUGACCUGCCCAGCUCCUGGACAAACACUUGGCAGGUGGCAGACGACCUCACCCAGAACACUUUGGACCUGGAGUAUCUGCGUUUUGCACAUAAGCUAAAACAGACCAUAAAGAAUUGGGAUUCUCAGCAUUCUGCCUCCUCCGCCAAUGUCUUCCCAAAGGAGUUACCGACCCAGAUCUCCAUUGGUGCUUUCCCUUUGACAAAAAUAUCUGAGGCCCCAAUUCUGCAUCCUGCACCUAGGAGCAGAAGCCCCCUUCUGGUAACAGUUGUGGAGUCAGAUCCCAGACCACAGGGGCAGCCCAGGAGAGGCUACACAGCCAGCAAUCUGGACAACUCUUCCUCUUGGAGAGAGAGAGAUAGUCAUAAUAGAGAUCUUACAAAUUCUCAAAGAAAUCAGACUGUUUCAUUCCACCUUAACAAACUGAAAUACAACAGUACUUUGAAGGAAUCUCGGAAUGAUAUCUCACUUAUUCUCAGUGAGUAUGCCGAAUUCAACAAGGUAAUGAAGAAUAGCAGCCAAGUCGUUUUCCAAGACAAAGAGCUAAAUGAUGCUUCUGGAGAAGCCACUGCUCAAGUGAUGUAUCUGCCUUUCCCAAGACGGUCAAUCUCCUUUGAAGACAUAAUCAUAGACUUGUGCACCAAUUUGCAUAUCAAACUAAGAAGUGUUGUGAAAGAGGCUUGUAAAAGUACCUUCCUGUUCUACCUUGUCGAAACAGAAGACAAAUCAUUCUUUGUAAGAACAAAGAACCUUCUGAGGAAAGGAGGCCAUAUGGAAAUUGAACCUCAGCACUUCUGUCAAGCUUUCCACAGAGAGGAUGAUACACUAAUCAUCAUCAUCAGAAAUGAAGAUAUAUCAUCACAUUUGCAUCAGAUUCCUUCUUUGCUGAAGCUGAAGCAUUUCCCCAGUGUCAUCUUCGCUGGAGUAGACAGCCCUGGAGAUGUUCUUGAUCACACCUACCAAGAACUGUUUCGUGCGGGAGGCUUUGUAAUAACAGAUGACAAGAUAUUAGAAGCCGUAACAUUAGUUCAACUGAAGGAAAUUAUCAAAAUCCUGGAAAAACUAAAUGGAAAUGGAAAAUGGAAGUGGUUGCUUCACUACAGGGAAAAUAAAAAGCUAAAAGAAGAUGAAAGAGUGGAUUCAACUGCACAUAAAAAGAACAUGAUGUUGAAGUCAUUUCAGAGUGCAAAUAUCAUUGAAUUGCUUCAUUAUCACCAGUGUGACUCUCGAUCAUCAACAAAAGCAGAAGUUUUGAAAUGUUUGCUAAACCUGCAAAUUCAGCAUAUUGAAGCCAGGUUUGCUGUCUUCCUAACAGACAAGCCUACUAUCCCCAGAGAAGUCUUUGAAAAUAGUGGAAUCCUUGUUACAGAUGUAAAUAACUUUAUAGAAAACAUAGAAAAAGUAGCAGCUCCAUUUAGGAGUAGCUAUUGGUGACUCAACUACAGCCUGCCUGGAUAUGGAUGAUGCCAAUAAAAAAUUAGUAUUUUUCCCUUUGGAAAACUUGUGAACAUGUGAAUACACAUGUGAACAGUCUUAUAUUUGAAAAAUCAAUGUUCUACAACCUGGAAAGUUUUCAUUUUUUGUAUUUUGCUGAAAUAUGUCACAGUGGCAUUGUGGUUGUCUGUUGUCUUUGGGUUGCAGUGCUAGAUACUGUUUUAAAUUAUUUCCAUUUUAAACAAGAUGCCUUCUAAGCUAUUAAGCUUAAUAUUAAAAAUAAGAAUUUUGCAACAAUGUUUACUUAGUUGGAGCAAAAAUAAGUCUAUUUUAACAAAUAGCUUUGUUUUUGCAUGCUAAUGUCAGAAAGGCCUAUGAUGCACAUUGUGCUCUGUUUUAAAGGUUUUACCAUCCUUGUAAAAACUAUAAUCUUAAAUGGUUUUAUUUGCUGUUAUACAAACAACACUACAUAAACUUAAAACAUUUUUUCCUAAAUGGUACAAAUUUAUAAACUAUCAUUUUUCACUUACGGUAUGUGUAAAUACUACACUACAAAAAUCAGCUUUCUGAGAAAGAAAUAAUCAUUUAUUUAUGAUACUGAAAAUUUCUACAGUAAAAACUCAAAACCACGCAAAAAAACAUUUGUAAGAUACAUGGUAUCUAUUUGGAGCAAAGGCUUUUUUGUAACUAAUUUGUUUCAUUUUUUAAAUAAAGAGAACUAAAAA
Molecule: messenger RNA, 9553 nt
Organism: Rhinopithecus roxellana (golden snub-nosed monkey)
Lineage: Eukaryota; Metazoa; Chordata; Mammalia; Primates; Cercopithecidae
Gene: TASOR2
Product: transcription activation suppressor family member 2
Exons: 22
Coding region: 1119-8828 (2569 amino acids)
Biological process (GO): negative regulation of gene expression, epigenetic
Cellular component (GO): nucleoplasm
Source: RefSeq, a predicted model, not a curated record